This is a messenger RNA of Gryllus bimaculatus (two-spotted cricket), 270 nucleotides long. NCBI's taxonomy places the organism in Eukaryota, Metazoa, Arthropoda, Insecta, Orthoptera, Gryllidae. The record is from the annotation of a GenBank genome assembly.
AUGGGGCUUCUUGCAUCGAUGGGAGUAGAUGGCCUGGGCGGUGAAUACUUCCUUUGGAGAACUCUCUCCAUGAACAGCUCAGGGAAGAAUAUGAAUACCGGUAGUAAUGGCGGGGGCAUGCCCGAGCAACCUGAUCCAGAUUUCAUCAAAAUGUUCGUCGGGCAGAUACCAAGAUCCAUGGAUGAAAACGAUUUGCGGAAGAUGUUCGAGGAAUUUGGACGUGUACAUCAAAUUAAUGUUUUGCGUGACAAAGUCACCGGACAGAGUAAA